AUGAAUGCGUUCCCUCAAGCAGUGCAUGCAGCUUCUUACGAUUACCUGGAGGAAGUGAACUGUAGCACUGCUGCUUUCCUCAUAUGUAACGCCACCAUCCCAAAAACAGGUCAGGCUUGGGAAAUCUGCAGGGAUGAGAUCAACAGAAAGGCGGCCGGUAGCAUACACGUGUCACCACCCCUGGCAGCAGUGGAUGUGGUGAGGCUGGCAAGCGCAGUGAAGAAGGCCACGAUUACUGCAACACAGGCGAGGCGUUGCAAGAACCUGACCGUUCCCCUUGCGGGGUCGCCCAAGGUUAUCGAGGUUGCAAAUUCUUUGCCUUUGAGCUGCAAUGAUCUUGACGGUUACUUCAAGCCCGAGACCGAUACAUGGUUUGUGCGCACUCGAGCGCAGCCGCCACGAUCUGGGUCAAAGCCAUUCUGCAGUGUCGCAAUUGAGCGCCUUGAGCCGGAGCAUUGGCAAUUGAUCGGCAGUCUGGUGCAAGGUUGCUGA
Messenger RNA from Symbiodinium natans, 492 nucleotides. Lineage: Eukaryota; Dinophyceae; Suessiales; Symbiodiniaceae. The record is from the annotation of a GenBank genome assembly.